Molecule: messenger RNA, 3327 nt
Organism: Hydractinia symbiolongicarpus
Lineage: Eukaryota; Metazoa; Cnidaria; Hydrozoa; Anthoathecata; Hydractiniidae
Exons: 7
Coding region: 152-2164 (670 amino acids)
Source: RefSeq, a predicted model, not a curated record
UUAUUUAAUUCUGUUUUACAAGAAAACACAUUCUUGGAAAUAUGGAUAAUUAACGUCAGUUAAAGCUGCAAGCCAUUCCUCAUAUUACAGUUAUUGGGAGUAACCCGUCUAAACGUCAUCCUUUGAUAUCACUGUUUUUAACAGGAAUAAAAUGAAGUCGAAUAAUGAUGAGACGUUAUUGUGGCUUAUGACAGUUAUCUCUUUUGCAGUAUUUCAUUCUGGGUAUUGUGGCGAAAUCAUCAUUAUAAAAUCUCAAAUCACCGGCGUUGUUAGAGAAUCAGUGGAUAUUUCCUUUAUUAUUGACACGUUCAAUGGAGAAAGUCUUUUAUCAGUUAAAGUAUUUCAGCUUCCCGACAAGUUAAACCCUGUUGCUGUUGGUUCUUCUUCUGCCUUUACUGUAGCAAAAGGAGGGAGUUUCGGUGGACGAAUACAGGCAAACGUUGAACCAGCAAAGGGGAGAUAUACUCUAGCAAUAAGCACAUUAAAGUACGUCGAUGAAGCAGCAUAUGAAAUUACUGCAACUUUUUAUGAAAGCACAGCCGAAGUUCGUGUAUUGAGAAAAACGAUCGACUUAAAAGUUCAAGGUGGACCAGACAACUGCGGAGAAAGAUUAUCACCAAUCACAUUGGUAGAAGAAGAACAAGCUAGUGUAUUUGUAGCAUUCCUGUGUGGUAACCCGAAACCAACAGUUCAUUGGACGAUAGGAAGAAGGCAAAUUUCCUCAUAUGUGGAUAAUACGCCAUCGACAGGAAUGUAUAAGUACAGCACAAACAUAAAAAUAACGUUAGAAACAUGUGGAGAGACAGUUAGAUAUGUUGCAGCAGGUUAUGGAAGAGAACUCACAUCAUCGACAGUAAUAAAAGUAUCAUCUCUUCCAAAGCCAGUGAAGCAUUUCAAAUAUUAUCCAAUGGGAGGAAACUGUUUCAAAUUUACCUGGCUAGCUCAAAAUACAGGUCUCUGCAAAACUCACUUUGAGCUCCAAUUGUUGUUAAAGAAUAACAAAGUGAAAAGGCAAAGCAUAUCGCCAAUGACAACCGGCACUUUUAUUCAUUGUGAGGUGGACUCUGCAUCGCUGAAGAAAAUAUAUAAAGCGAAAAUAAGAAGUAUUUAUCAAGACGGCGCAACGAGAGUGGAGGGAAGUUGGAGUUUGCUGGAGUUAGAAAAAAGUGGAGAUGAUAAUAAAGAUACUAAUAAUAAUAUCGACUUGACGGUUGGCUUGGUAGUGGGCCUGCUGGCCAUAAUUGUUAUUGUUGUUAUUGGAUUGUGUUGUUGGAAAAAAUCUCGUGAUUGGCUAGUUGACAAGAUAUGCCGAUGCAAAAGGAAAGAAGGGUACGAAGAAUUUGAUAACAAUGGAUAUUGUGGAAACGGUCCGUAUGGAAAUUUAAAAAUCAUUUAUAAUCCUAAACGGAGACCAUACUAUGAACCUUCUGACAAGGGUCCAGCUGGUUAUCAACCUCCACCACUGGAGCCUUAUAUUACACAAGAUCGAAAUCAAUAUACAGACGAAAAAGCAGUGCCAAUAGCACUAAACAACCCGAUGAAGAGAUAUAAAGAGAAUGAAGACGAUGAUUUUCUUGAGGAAGAAGAAAGAGAACGGGAGAAUAACAAAGAUCACUCAAGUAGCAGUCAAGAUCAAGUUGGGCCAAAUAUAUUAAAUCAAGAGAAAGCAAAUGGAGUGAAUCGAAAGAGAGGUAGGAAAGUAUAUGGAGGGGAAAGAAGUGGAGUAAAUCAAGAGGAAGUCGGUGGAGUAAAUCAAGAGGAAGUCGGUGGAGUAAACCAGGAUGAAGGAAAUGACGUAAAUCAAGAAGGGGCGCUCGCAGUAAACCAAGAAGGUGCAAAUGAAGUAAGUCAGGAGAGCGUAAAUGGAGAAAUUCAAGAAGGAGCAGGCGCAGGAAAUCAAGAAGGCUCAAAUGAAGUAAAUCAGGAAGACGUAAAUGGAGUGAAUCAGGAGUGUGCAAGUGGGGCAGUUCAAGAGGGAGAAGGUUCAGGAAGUCAACAGGGAGCCAGUGAAGUGAAUCAGGAUGGAGCAAAUGGAGCAGUUCAAGAGGGAGAAGGUGCAGUAAAUCAAAAUGUUGCAAAUGAAGUGAAACAAGAAACAAUAGAAACAUCCAGCACAGGGGAUAGAUCAAACAAUGCGGAGGGUGGCAAGUCUGGUGUGAAGUGAUAAUAAUAUAAUUUUGCUGCAUCGGGAGAAGAACAUUGCUUCAGAAGGUGGAGAUGCAAUAGCAGAUAGCGCAUUAUAAACGACAAGGAAAUGAGGUUUACCUGUUACGAAUAAUAUAAAAACAAGACUACUAGUUAAGUAAAACCUACAUAAGUAUGUCAAUAUUAAAACGUUGUUGUCAUCAGAAGGGAUAUAUAUUUAUGUUACAACUGCUCCACCUAAUAUGUUUCACGUGUUACCGCGUGAUGCUUAAGAUUUUUCUUAGCUAAUCAGAAUGUUUUAUUCUAUGAAGUUCCGAGAUGCCAUUUUUUUACUUUGAAAAUAGAAGAUAAAUCUAUGAAUUUUCAACCGGCUGCUAACUUCCAACCCUUCUUAAACAUGAUUUCAAGUUUAUGUCCGCUGUAUCAAUUUCUUCUUAAACUUGAACCAUUUUAUUAUAAACUAAGUUUGGUACAUUCAAACAAUCGUCCCCUAAAAUAGCAUAUUAGCUUUAUAUAUAAUAACAUAGAUGGUGUAAAUCAUAUACAACUUACCUAUACGAACUUACUCAUUAAAAUAAAAACAAAACAAUAUUUGUGGGAUUUUUUUUCCUCGGUAGAUAAACGUUACUUGAGGUGAAGUGCAAAAAAUUAAUUGUUUAUAAAAUGUUAAAAUAUAUAUAUUCAAAACGGAAAUUUAUCUGUGGUCAAUUUUUUUAUUACAUUUUGUGCCUUAAAUUUUUUAACUGUUGUUAUUUUGGACACAUUAUAGCAAAAUUUGUUAAAAAAAAAUCAUUUGUGUAUCAAAGAAAAUCGCUAAGGUUGUUUAUGUCAAAGCGUCUCUCCCAGUUGCUUUAAGCUUUUGAGUUUAAACAUUGGCGUUCAAUAUGCUCAAUUUCCAUUGCAUUAAAAUGGUAGGGCUUUCAGAGUUUUUAUUGGUUGUUAUGAAUUUUUUUUCCUCCAAACUACACACGUUGUAAACAUAAAAGAUUGCAAUGCGUAUGCCCACGCUGAAAUUAUUACGCGUAUUGAAAAGUGACUUUUACAGAUUUUUAUGUAUGAGUGUAUGAGUAAAGUUACUCAAAUGGUAAUAAGUCUGACCAUAUAUUAUGUAUAUUUCUAUUGUACUGCAUUUAUAUUUUAGAAGAUGUCUAAAUUUUCUUUUUACUUAAACUUUGCAGACCA